UCCGUCGGUCUGGCAGGGCUCAACGACGUCGGACCCAGUCGACAACGCCGUCUUGUUCUAUUUGCACACUGUCUGGGUCGAUACGCACACUACUUGAAGCCGGGCGACACCCUGUCCUUCCCGCAAACCCCAGAUCUUGCCCCAGUUUCCGCCGUCUUUCCUUUCUCUAGUUCGCUCGUUACCCUCCCUCUCCAAUGUCCUCUCCAUCCUCUCCAACAUCCUCUGAGCCAACUGUCAGCAUAGAGCGCAUUACGAGAAGAGUCAGACCCGCUGCCCUCGAAUUUCAGAACUCUCAGAGCUCAGAUGAAGCGCGCCCAGACCACGGAGGUGACGCUUCUCAGGUGAAUACAACCGCGAUUCGCGAGGUUGAUUGCGUCCUGACAACGCUCGAAUCCAAGCCUGUCCUGCACGUAUCGGGAAUAGAAUACCAGGAUGAAGAGACAGAGCCCGGCCUGCCUCGUUCAGCGUCGGCGACCUCGUCUCUCGAUCCUUACUACUUUGGUGUGAGCACGCCUUCCGACUCCCCAGACCUGUCCUCUUCUCCGAUGCCCAUGCCCCCGUCGCUCUCGCUCAAGACUCCAGAGCUCGGCCCCUUCAAAGAUCCGGUUACACCGCACAAGGAUCCGACCACCAUCGACCGCCGCGGCCUUGUAGGUGUUGGAGAACUCACGACCCCGCGCUGGGUGCGGGGACACGACCAUAGAGACGAGGUGGAUGUGAACCAGCAGCUUGUUGAGGAGGAAGAGGAGGAGGAGUUCAACGACGAUGUGGAUGAGGACAAGCUGCCGGACCUACCUGACAGCCCGUGGACCAUCGAGGCUAUCGACGGCGAGCUGGACGACGCAGACGAGUUUUUUGACGUGCAGCCCCCGUCACACUCGCUACGAAGCAAGCGUUCCAUCGCAGACGAAAGCGGUGGCGAAGAAAUUCUAUAUCCACGUCACCCGAUACCCCCGCUUCCCAAAGUGGCGCAGACCGCAGGCAACGAGCUCUCGCCUGCUGUCCAGAAGACGUCUUCGGGCGAAGCAGCCGGCCCGCCGAGCGCCUUCGUCGCGCCUGACCGGCAGCGACCCAGAAAGCGCACCUCUGACGAGUUCGAGAUGGACUACAACACCGGCAUCGUGUCCUCCAAGCAUACAUCGACGUCUUCGGCGAGCAGCCUCAAGGACAAGGACAAGGUGCGACGGCAUAGGAGCCUUGGUCCUGGUGUCUCGUCGUCGAUCGGUUCGACUUCAAAACCCAGCGAUGCGCGGAGGGAGACGCUGUCGGCUGGCGUCCACCACCAAAGACAGAUAUCAGCGAGUGCGUCCUCUUCAAGCCAUGGGGAGUCGCAUCACUCUCGCCGCCUGCAUACAUCCGACUAUUCGCACCUGCCACCUUCUCCUGGAUCCUCCUCUAUCCAGCAGUUUUUGCGCCACACCAGCACGAGCAGCACGGCAGCCAGCCCUGCUGCUAAAGACCAGGCUGGACACUCGGCCGCGAACGUGGCACAUUCGUUACUUCGUGGCACCCAGGAAGGCUGGUCCGACAUGGACGAUCAGGCGACAGUGGAAGUGCUUCGGAAGUUGGAUGGUGUUUCAGGCAAGAGUGCGCGCGCUCGCUCAAGUAUCGGUGCACAUAGCAGGAUGGGUAGUGGUAGCCGGUCGAGUACGCCAGCGAAGGCCAAUGGACAAUGGGAGGGCAUUGAGAAUAGGCGUUCGAGCAGGAUCGGCAGCUCUCAUGGUUCUAUCUCGGGCAAGGACAAACUCAAGGAUCAUACCACACCUCAGCGCGGUGUUGGCCUGGGCAUUGCGGACGCAUCCAUGGAAACCGAGGCAAAUGGCGUGGACGAGCAUAGUUCUCCCGCUCCCGAGAAGGCCAAGAAGCAUACAUCCAUGAGCCAGCGCACGAGCUUUACCCCUAAGCGCGGCUCGGCCUCGUCGACGACUUACACCAGCACACCCACGACUUCGUCGCGCGACUCGGCCUCAUUGUCAGCUGCCACUAGCGCAACAUCCGUUUCUGCUGCCUCGGGCCGUCAAUCGAACACCAAGGCCAGGCGGAAUAGUGCUGGCAGUGAUAUCUCGAGUGGUCAUUCCGUUGAUGCAACAUCUCUCCGUGAUCGUGCAGCUGCAUUGGCUGCGCCUGCAGACAUUGUCGAGGAACACAUUGUCCCACCGGUCCCGCCUUUGCCGAAAGAUCUUUCCACGUUGAAAUCGCUUCCAUCGAACAAUGCAGGAGUAGCCUUUCCUUCCUCGGACGAAGACAGGCCUCGCCACGUACCCGAGUUGGACCCUGCGCCGUCCUUGGGGGUGCCUUCGCUUUCAGCGCCACAGAAACACCAUUCUUUGAAGUCGACUACACCUACGACCACAGGCACAAACAAGGCGCCGUCUAAGAAAUGGAGUUUCUCAAACCCCUUGGGCAAGAAGCUGGCCACAUCGCCGUCCCAGUCGUCUAUGAAGGAGUUGAAGUCCUCUGCUGGAUUGGCCCUGAGUCCUCGUGCCCUUAGCUUUACUCAGCAGCUGCGCAAGUCGACAUCCAGGGAGCAGCCCAAGUCACCUUCGCAGCGUAAACAAUCUCAAGAUGAGUGGAUGAACAUCAACGUCGAUGCAAUGGGGUCUGCGUCUUCGCUUGUCUCUCUGUCCUCAAUCGGUUCUGUUCAGCCGAUCUCCCCUCCUGCUUCUGCACUUCCGCCGAUGUCGACGUCUAAAACUCCUGAUCGUCACGUACCUAGCCGCUCUGAGACGGCUUCGAGCUCUAGCACAAAUCUCACGGCUUCACUCCCACCAGUGGCUCAGCAGACGCCUCUUAGUCCCUCGUCUUCGAUCCGCAGGGGGACCUCGUCUAAGCGGUUGACGCCGUCAUCAAUACCCUUCUUCCGUCGGUCAUCAUCACAGUCCAUGCAGAUGCCACCACCCGGCGUGCCCUCAACUUCUCCCACGUAUUCUUCGAGUUCCCAUUUACGUCCCCCUAGCGUCACGUCUCCAGUAAAAGAUUCACAACUCGUAUCGCCGAUACACCAGACUACUGUACAGCAAAAGAAGUCGUCCGUCUUCGGGUUACCGGCGCUUCUCAAGGGCUCGAGCUCCAGGCGGAGUCUGCAUUCUGACAAAGAGAAGAGCGAUUCACGAAGUGGAAAAGACGAGGGUCGCACGACGGAUAAGGAGAAGCAGAAGAAAGAGGAUAAGGAUCGCAGCGAGAGUAGGAUUUCCGUUUUGAUGGGACGCAAGCGGGGCAAGGUGCGUGGCUGCCUUUCUU
This is a messenger RNA of Phanerochaete carnosa HHB-10118-sp, 3240 nucleotides long. RefSeq lists its product as uncharacterized. The transcript has 2 exons. NCBI's taxonomy places the organism in Eukaryota, Fungi, Basidiomycota, Agaricomycetes, Polyporales, Phanerochaetaceae. The annotation marks the transcript as partial. The record is from RefSeq and is a predicted model, not a curated record.